UUAUUGUUUAAAUUUACCGUAUUUAGAGAAAUUUAGAUCGAUUUAAAUAAAUUUUUACCAAUUUAAAAUUCCAUUUAAAAUAGUUUAAACUAAUUUAAAUCUAUAAAUCCGUAUAAACCAAUUUUAAAAUACAGUAUUGGUACUCUCUCUCUGUUGGUGAUUAGGGUUUUGCAAUCUAGACAUGUCUCGGGCCAAGAAUAAGCAAUCGCCACCGUCUCGGAUUACGUCACUUCCCGAGGACAUCGUGGUUGACAUCUUGGCGCGUGUACGGACAUGUGACUAUCCAAGAGUCUCCCUCGUAUCGAAGCGCUUCCGUUCGCUCGUUUCGUCGGCUGAGAUAUACUCAAGACGAUAUUCGCUGGGCUACACUGAACAUUGUCUCUAUCUUAUCCUCUAUGACAAGGACAACAAGAAUAACCGUUUGUAUACGCUCCGCCGGAAAGACAACAACGGGAAUUGCAGCCGCCGCUUGGUCCUUAUCCCUGGGCUUCCUGACAUGCCUCGCCAUGCAAGCUUUGUAGCGGUGGGUUCGAGGAUAUAUGUGUUUUGUGGGAUUAACUCUUUCAUCAUCGACUGUACAUCUCACACUGUGCAACCCCUCCCUAGCAUGCCUGUGCCCAUGUCUAAUAUAGUCUCUGCUGUCAUUGGCGGGAGAAUCUACGUCUUUGGAUAUCACGGUACCGAUCCAGAGUCAGUGGCGAUAUUGGUGUUCGAUACAGAAACACAAACGUGGGAGGAUGGGAUGACAAAGCCAGUGAUGGAGAUGAGUUUAUGUUUCCUGGUGGUGAUGGCUGAUAAGAUGUACGUGAUGGGUUAUGAGAACAGCUAUGUUUACGACCCAAAGGAAAGCAAAUGGGAAACGGACGAGGUGCUGGACUCCAAGACGUGGGAGAACGCGUGUGUCGUUGAUGAUGUUUUGUACUUUUAUGAUUUUCGUGGCAAGGAAUUGAGAGUGUAUGAUCCAGAGCACAAGUGUUGGGGAGUGGUGAAUGGUUUGGAUGAUUUAAAGAUGAGACGUGUUGGUUGUUAUUGGACAAGGACUGUGAGUUAUGCUGGAAAACUGGUUUUAUUUUUCCGUAAACAAAAAAUCAUAUGGGAGAUUUGUUAUGCGGAGAUUUCGCUGGAAAGACGCAAAGGGGGUCAGAUUUGGGGUAAAGUUGAUCAGUGGAGUAGUGAUCAUGCUUCGACUGCUGGUAGGCUUUACAUUAUGAAAUCUCUAGAUGUUGUGGUUUGAUUGCUUCAACAACGCUCUCCUUUUAAUAAACUUGUUGUGAUAUGGGGGAUUUGUUUAGUGUAGGGCAUUUAUAACUGCUUCCCAAUAAAUGGAAACAUGUUCCGAGUUUUGAGAUGAUCAUGCUUGU
Molecule: messenger RNA, 1361 nt
Organism: Raphanus sativus (radish)
Lineage: Eukaryota; Viridiplantae; Streptophyta; Magnoliopsida; Brassicales; Brassicaceae
Product: F-box/kelch-repeat protein At4g38940-like
Exons: 1
Coding region: 182-1234 (350 amino acids)
Molecular function (GO): protein binding
Source: RefSeq, a predicted model, not a curated record